Messenger RNA from Aspergillus nidulans FGSC A4, 699 nucleotides. RefSeq lists its product as uncharacterized. Bases 1 to 699 code for a protein of 232 amino acids. NCBI's taxonomy places the organism in Eukaryota, Fungi, Ascomycota, Eurotiomycetes, Eurotiales, Aspergillaceae. The transcript is spliced from 4 exons. The record is from RefSeq and is a predicted model, not a curated record.
AUGACCCUGUUGGAGACAGCCUGCCUCGACUUCUGUAUUGAGCUGCUCAACCAGAAGACCAAGGUGCACAAGUACAAGAGCCUGUUAGUAUAUGCAAUGGCGGUCCUUGGUUGCGGCAAGCAGGGCUGGCGCGACGCCGACAGCUAUCCACCAAUCCUCUCAUGUGUACUGAAGGUGGCGCGCUUUCUCGUUGUGCAGAAGAUAUGGGCAGCAGCUGCCAAGCAGGGCUUGUGGGUAGGCAAGGCAGCAGACCAGGAGCUCGCAUGGCUGUUCGAGGACAAAGGUGAUUCAUGGUCUAUGGCCAGCAUGGCCCUGUUGAAGUGCUGCUUGACUGGCGCACGCUGGAGCUUCCUGCAGGAUGCUUGUAUGCUAUGGCCUGUAGCAGGGAAGACAUGGCUGGUCGACCAGAUCAGUACUGAACUGGCUGUUGCUCGAGCCUUCAUCACCCAGGGCACUGUCAGUGCAAACAAGGUGCAGAAGUACUUUCAGCAGGUCGCACAAUUCAAAGAGAAGCUGGCGGUGGCCGUGCACCUCACCAGCAGGGCGCCAGCACGCGUGCCCGAGCUGCUGAGCAUCCAGCACAUCAACACCAACAAUAACUGGCGUCGCAACAUCUUCAUUGAGGACAGCCUCGUCGUGUUUGUGACGGCGUACCAUAAGGGGUUUUACGCGAGCAACAACGUCAAGAUCAUCCACUAG